Molecule: messenger RNA, 2154 nt
Organism: Necator americanus (New World hookworm)
Lineage: Eukaryota; Metazoa; Nematoda; Chromadorea; Rhabditida; Ancylostomatidae
Exons: 20
Coding region: 1-2154 (717 amino acids)
Biological process (GO): stabilization of membrane potential; potassium ion transmembrane transport
Cellular component (GO): plasma membrane
Molecular function (GO): potassium ion leak channel activity; outward rectifier potassium channel activity
Source: RefSeq, a predicted model, not a curated record
AUGAACUCCUCUUUACGAUACCCGUAUGUACGCCGUAGUACUGCUCAUAUCGACGGUGACGCCCUGCAGCAUUUGCUCCUUAAUGAAAGGGUAUGGAGUAAUGCAUUUAGUAAGCAGCCAAGAAAUGAUGAUUCUCGUAAACAAAGCAAAUGGGCAACUUUUAUAGGAUAUCUCCAGUUCGUCUACGAGAAAUCACGGGUUCACUACCUCUUUCCGAUUAUACUACUAUUUGCCUAUUCCCUUCUUGGUGGGCUCAUAUUUUGGUCUAUAGAAAAAUCUCAUGAGGAAGUGAUACUAAGGGACAAGAGCAAUUUCAUCGAUGCACUGAAGGAAGAGCUACUGAAUGUUGUUAUGCGCGUACAUGACCGACUUUCUGAGUACAAUAGAGCAUACGCAAAUAACUCUUAUGUGCGAAAAUUACACUAUCGAGCAUAUCGGAAGUUUGCGCUCAACGAAAUACACAAGACAGUUUACUGGUAUACGCUGACAAUUUUCUACCUCACUGAAAAUGAAACUCACAAAGCAAUGGCACUUCGUCCUCAGAACGCAGAAUCGAUGUGGCGGCAACAUUUCGAGAGUAACUUUGGACGCAUCCAUGCGCUGCGGAAUUACACCGAUCAAUUAGCUCUACGAUGUUGGGAAAUUGGAGUUGAAGGUUCAUAUAUGGGAUGGCAAAGGCCCUUGUAUAGACAAAAGAUCAACGACAGUAUGACCGACUACAAUAUAGCGGUUGGGCUGGAUAACGUGCUAACACCUGUGUGGACGUUUUGGAACGCUAUGUUUUUAGCAGUGACCACCUACACCACAAUCGGUUACGGUAAUAUCACAGCAAAGACCAGGUUGGGAAAGUUGGCAGCUAUGGUCUAUGCAGUGAUUGGAAUUCCGCUUGUGCUAAUGAUACUUCACAAGUUGGGACGGUUCUUCCUUCUUGUGCUAGAACACGUCUGGGACUUCUUUAUGCGAGGCGCGGAAUAUCUGUGUUUCGUAUCAAGCGGAAGCCGACUAAAGCUAUCCGAAGAAGAACGGAUCUCCGAAAUGCCGUUGCUCCUAGCGUUAGGCGUCGCAUUUGGUUGGAUGUUCCUCUGUGCUGCAAUUUUCUUACGUUUUGAAAAAGAUUGGGACUAUUUCAAGAGUUUUUACUUCUUCUUUUGCUCUCUAACCACGAUUGGAUACGGUGACGUGACACCGACAAAAAGCGAGGAUAUGUUCAUCAUAUUUGGUCUCAUUAUGAUCGGUUUAUCUUUGGUUUCGAUGUGUAUCAACGUAAUUCAGCUCAAACUGGAAAAAUUGUUCGAGGAACUGUUAUUAACCCUUAUGGAAGAAUACAGCUCAGAUCCAGAAGGCAAUAACUUAGAAGGAGGACAAAUUGGAAUGAUUGAAAUGUGGCGAGUAUGGAAGAAGCGUAAAUCACGUUUACGUAAUGGUCUCGCUCCAGCAAGACAAGCAGCUGGAAAAGCAAGUCAAAAUCUGGCUAAGGUACUUCCAUUCGCUCGACGUCGAGACCGACAUCAUCUUAUCCAAGAACUGCAUCAUCGGCUUCGCAUGAGAGACCGCGCCACCCAAACGGACAGCAUCUUCGGACCGAUUCUCGAAGAAGCUUGGACCGAAACCAGCGAUGUUGAUAGUUACACUACCAGUUGCAGUGUUCCGUACGAUAGUGCCGGUGGUGGUUUCCUAGUGUUGGAAGCACCUGUUGUUGCAUGUCCAUCAAGGAGCGAAUCGCAUCCUGUAGUUGUGAAAGCUGAACAAUCGUUGGCAUCAUCAUCACACAAUUCUUCACGUUUGACCAAUCUCAGCAAUAACAGUAAACCUCGUUCGGCUAGUAGCGCUAUUUCAAAAAUCUCCUCACUGUCUACCGUUUCGAGCCGUAACAGCAAAACUUCUUCUGCGAAAUCAGCACCGGUUACAGUUUCACCGGCUCAGUUCCCUAUGGAUUUUGAUCCUAAUCGAAGAUGGACAUUCGUCGGAACUGGCAAGACAGCACGUGGAGCACCUCGGGGACUUGUUGUUCCAUACAUGUACACAGCUCGACAGGAUAAUCAGGUACACACUAACGAAAUGCGCCGUCUUAUCGCUGAACUGGAUAUUCGUUUACGUGAUUGUCGCAUCUUGAAUAGUCCACGAUCGUCAACGAUGAGCUCGUACUCGAAAUAA